Molecule: messenger RNA, 4571 nt
Organism: Ostrea edulis (European flat oyster)
Lineage: Eukaryota; Metazoa; Mollusca; Bivalvia; Ostreida; Ostreidae
Exons: 10
Coding region: 534-4097 (1187 amino acids)
Source: RefSeq, a predicted model, not a curated record
CCUCUGUUGUAAAGAGAGGUGAAUAGAUAUGUGCAGCUACGAGUGAGCAUGACUUUUAAGUAUAAAGUUAAAAUUUUACAAUUCAUCGCUGGGAUUUAAAUCCAGUGGCAGUAGGAAAAGGUGUAAUAUUUAUUUUGGGUGUCAGGUUUUUAUUAGCAUGCCAAUAGAAAAUAGUGUAGUGACUUGCAGGUGUGUGUGUGUAUUGAAUGGGGGGUCCUGUAUUUAAUCACAAAGUCAUGCUAUCAGCGUAAAAAAAAUGAGGAGAUGUGUAGCCCAGCCUCAUAAUCGGUUCGGUAUCGUAUUAUCGCUUUCCACCGUCCAGUGUGAUUGACAGCGCCGAUAACAGGCGGUUCUAAUUUUCACUGUAGUCGUCUGAGGUUACCUGAUCCCUGUAUAUCUUCCGACAAGAAUUGAACUUUCUACUGUGGAUUUACAUUUCUCGUCUGUGACCGUGACCCAAGCGUGAACACAGAAGAUUUUAAUGCGUGGAAUACUGUAGGAAUUGAUUCCGUCAGACAGAAUUGGCAGAAAAGAUGAAAAUUCCGUCAGAUUUUGAUCCAGAGAAUUUGUUGAAGAAAUCGUUGGAAUUUCCACAACCGAAAAGAUGUAGGACGAGAAAGCAUGACUUGUACUCUGAACCUAGCCGAUUUCGACAUGUUGAUGAGCAUGUGCAGAAAGUGAGAACUGUCAAUCACCGAUCUUUUCGUGGGCUGCUGUGGCAUUUGCUUUACUCUGACAAACAAAUCAAAUGCGACUUGGAUAAAGUGAGGGCCAUAUACAGAUGGACGUCCAUGACUGCCGGUGUCAAGCAGUGCUUUGAAAAUGAUCCGAGUGGAAAUACUGCGGAGGAAUACAUCAACAAGUUCCAGGCCGGGAAAAUUGCACAUUCUCAAAUGUUUCAAUUGUUGUGCACGUUUGCGGGACUACACUGCAAGAUAAUCACGGGUUACGCAAAGGGAAAAGCCUUCCGCCCUGGAGAUUCGGGUCUGGACCCUAAGUUCCGACACUCCUGGAACGCUGUGUAUUUUGAUGGGGACUGGUUUCUUGUGGAUGCGAAAUGGGGAGCCUUAAACGGAAACAAGAAUUCGUCAGAGUUUAACGAAUUUUACUUCCUGACGGACCCGGAGCAGUUGCAGUUUAGCCACUGGGCGGAGGAACCAAGAUGGCAGUUGGUUGAUAGGCCAAUCCCUAUCAACGAAUUUGAGAACUACCCGUUUGUCAAACCGCACUUUUUCAAAGUAGGGCUUAAUUUCAUUUCGAAUGUGAAAUGCGUAAUCGAAACAAAGAGAGGCCAAGUGAAGUGGGAUUUAGGGGUGACACAUCCUGCCAAGUUCAGCUAUCAGCUAGUCACAUCUGACACGUCCAGUGACAGGUUUGAUGGGGUGUUGCUGAAGUAUUUUAUAUUCCACGAAGUACAAAAUGGAAGGGCAACUUUUGUUCUGCGUACUCCCGCACCUGGAGAUUAUUUUCUGAAAAUUUUUGCCAAAAGUUUACAGGAGAGAAACGGUCAUACUGGAAAUACCCGGAUGUUGGAAGUGUUAGAAUACAAGGUUCAAAUCAGCAAGUCCUGUAUCGAGGAUGACCCCUUGCCCAAAUGUUGGGACACUACCUGGGGACCCGGUCAACGUACUGAUAAGUUCUGUUUAUACCCGCUGCAGAAACGAGGCUUGAUAACUACAGAUGAAAAGGCAAUCAAAAUUGAAAUUAACAAAACCCGACCAGUCCAUAUUCUUUGCCGUUUGUGCCGAAACGGAUGGAAAGAAUCAAAAUUGCAGAGAUGUAUAGAUAUAAAAGACGAUGACACGAAGUCGUUUUUGACUGUGACUUUGCCUUACGCGGGAGAGUACGGACUGGAGAUUUUUGGAUGUUUCCCAAGUAGGAAACAGCAUGGCUUUCACCAUGUCUGUCAGUUUCUUAUCAGCUGUUCCUGGAGGGACGAAAACUUCACACAAGCGCAAUUGGAAGAGUAUCUUGAAACAGAGGAACCUGAAGAUAUGGUAUUCCAAAACAAAGAACCAGCCAGUCUUCCAGCUCACUUCCAGUUGCCGGACGUUAAGGUUGACGACUCAUUAGUUCCAGAACCCUCCCCGAGAUCAACCAGUUCCCUUCCACCAGCCACCCAGGUCGACUGGACUCAGAAUAUAGAGAAUCACGUGAAAUCGGUCUGUGAGAAAACAUACAGAACGUUAGAGCAACUCCUCUGGGAUCUGGUGUUUUCAAGAAAUGUGGAGAGUGACGUCAUUAAAGCCAGAAUUCUUUUUCAAUGGUUGGCGACCAUGAAGCCCCAGAAUUUGACGUUCGAUUCAGUAGAUAGCGGUAGUGCUGAAGAAGCUCUCCGAGGACUGCAGACUCAGCGAACCACCUACGCAAUGGCUUACCACACCUUAUGCAAACACAGUGGUUUGGUUUCAAAGAUAAUAUUUGGAGUAGCAAAGGGUAUGGAUUAUAAACCGGGACAAACGUUUACUCCAGGAUCGAAUCACCACACCUGGAAUGCAGUGCUACUUAAUGGGGUCUGGGAAUUGGUGGAUACACGAUUUGCUAGGAGACCUAUUACCACCAGUAUUGGGAGCGGAUCUCACGUACAGUACCAAUUAGACAAUCACUUCUUCAUGACAAAUCCUCAAAAGUUUAUUUACACCCACUUUCCAGAUGAUUCAAAAUGGCAGAUGUUAGAUCCGCUGGUUACUGUAGAGGAGUUUUGCAAUAUGCCUGUCAUAACUCCACAUUUCUUCGCUUUGGGUAUGGAUCUUUUAAGCCACAAACAAGCGUACGUGAAAAGCUCUUCCAUUUCUACUAUUGAGCUUGAAUACCCAAAGUCAAAAAUGUUGUAUUUCACAUUCAGUGUUAAUACUGACGAUGGAAAAGAAGAUUUUGGAGAUACUAAAUUGAACAGGUACGCCAUGCUGGAAGCUAAUGAUGGCAAAGUAACCUUUAGGCUACGAUUGCCCAUGAAAGGAACGUAUGCAUUUUGUGUAUAUGCCAAGGAAGAUAAUCCAAAUAAAUCUGACAAUAUGUUUGCUCAUGUAUGUGAAUAUCAGAUAGAACAAAGUGAUGUGGUGUCACCGGAGCCCAUACCUUACCCGCCAUGUGCUUACCAGAGCUGGGGUCCUGGCAUAGCUUUCUACCAGUUCAACAUGUUCACCCAAACUACAUCAGCAGUCGUUAAAACUACAGGUGGCGUUGCAAAAUUCGAAAUCCUCUCGCCAAAGCCAAUGCAGUUUAGAACCCGUCUUCUUCAGCACCAAGAGACUUCUGAAUUCGAAGGCUACGUUACACAUAAAAUCCAAGAACUCAGGACCAUGUUUACUAUUACCGCGCCUAGCAAAGGUGAAUUUGGGUUAGAGAUAUACACCAAGGACCCGGAGGCAGACGGCAAGAAAAUGAGACAUAUUGCUCAAUAUUUGAUCAUUUGUGAAGAAGAAAUUCAGACUGUACAGCUGCCCAAACUGCCAUCUGGAUUCUUAGGGUUGCAACCGAUGUUGGUCAAAUAUGGAGUAAGCACCAUCACACAUUCAGAUCCAGUUAUCCACGCCGAUACGAAUUAUCUAGAGAUACGCUUUGGAACAUAUCAGAAUAUGCGAUUCACGACAAGUCUCUUCGAAACGGAAACAAAAGCUGAAUGCUCUCAAUACGUCUUCAUUCAGUCCGACACAAAUGUCAUCACUCUUCUAGUUUGUCUUCCGAAAACAGGAUUCUUUACGCUGUGUGUCCAUGGAAAUCUGUUAACUGACAACAGUCAACAAAUACCCGGACUUUUCAAUUACUUGAUACACUGUAAGGAAGUGAAAGUUCAAGCUUUUCCGUAUCCAAAACAGUAUGGUUACUGGAAAGAGGGAUGCUCAAUGAUGGAGCCACUUGCUCUAAACCCAACCCAGGUUGCCUCAGUGGUUCCGUUCAAAGUCCAAAUCCCUAAAGCGACAACGGUUGCAGUAGUCGUAAAUAAUGAUUGGACGCCUCUAAAUCAUAAUGAGAAUGGGGUAUGGGAGGGCGACAUUCACAUAGAAACCGCACAAGGAGAAACGAAAGCGGUCCUAGUAGCGAGCUUUGGAGACGACCAAUCGAAAUAUGCUACACUUUUGGAAUACAAUUUAUAAUCUUGGAUUAUGUUUCGUGUAGGCAAGAGAUAUAAUUAAUAUAUAUCAAUUCUGACAUCACGUGAUAUAUAUAUACUGGGGAUAUAAGUGUUUGAUCAGUAAAAUGCACGCGAAGGAAAUUACUUUAGUUACGGUAUAUCCAGGCAGCGUUGAGUGGUGGACAGCAGACGACAGGGAAGGAUCGCUGAGAGAUUGACAUGUCGGUUUACAUAUCUUUCAUAUAGCUAAUGGUGUAUUUUAUAUGUGUGCUGUUUUAAAAUAAUUGAGAUAUAUGUGUUUUUCAUUAUAGUGUAUAAUACCAUUAUGUCUCUGUAGUUUACAAUAUCCAAUGUGACGGAAAAUGUUGAAGAAUAUGAACAAGAUAUAUAAAUCAGUAAUGUAUAAAUACUGUGAUGGUAUAUACUAAAUGCAUCAAUUUGACUGUAUACUAGAAUAUAUAUUUUUUAGCAUAAUGAGAUUAUACAUCUUACCAAA